GUAGAACCCGUAGACAGAAACAUGUCACACACUCACCCAGCAGCGGAGACUUCCGACAGCACUGUAACGACUGUAACCGACGGUAUCUGUGUUUUAACCGGGUACGUUUAUGAUUUUCUUCGGAGGCUCCGGUCUGACCUUCCCUCUCUGGACUCUGACUGCUCCUUUCAGUCUGUUACUGUGGACGCUUGUCGAAGGUCAGUACCGUGUGAGCUCUUCUUCUCAGCCAAUCACGGCUUCCCCUGGUGACGAUGUCAUCCUGCGGUGUCGUGUGAAACCUGAAUAUAACGUCCGGGCGCUGACCAUAGAGUGGUCCAGGUCGGGCACCUUGGAGGGGGAGGAGGAAGAGUAUGUCCACCUGUACAGGAACCAGAAGGACAAUGAGGACGCCAAGAUCCGGGCGUACAUCAACAGGACCGACCUGUUGAAGGACUCGCUGCGACACGGGAACGUUUCACUGAAGAUAAAGAAUGUGACGGUGGACGAUCAGGGGACUUACCGAUGUUUCAUCCCCAAACUGAGCAGCAGAGUGUGGAGAGGGAAAGAAGCGUUUGUUACACUCGAAGUUCUUGAACCAAACGUUGGAAGGACAACAGAGUCAUCGCCGGACCUGACGACUCCAGAACCAAUCGAUCAGAUCAAUGUUCAAAGUGACCGGCACCGUCACUUCCUCUGGAUCCCUGCUGUCUGCUCCAUAGCAAUCCUGGGAGGUGUAGUCUUAACUUUACUCAAAGUAAAGUGUGGAGAACAAAAUGUAAAACAGACAGAGAAAAAAAGCGUUGAUGCUCUCCUUCAAAGAAAAGCAAGUCGAGAGCUUCUCUUGGGUCGCCCUCGUCCGUUCAGAGAUUCAACCCAACAGGAUCAUCAGGAGAGCUCCGUAUGAUGGAGACAGACCUCCAUCAGAGAAAAGGCUCUCCUGAAGAUCCUUCAGUCGGCCGAGUCGAACCCCGGCAGAGUCUGGAUAAAGACGACUUUGAAGAAACAGAUUUUCCAUCUGAACAAAUUAGUUUUAGACUUUAAAAAAAGAGGGACCGCUCCAGACCUCUAAAUCCUUUCCAAGAUUCUGAGGAUCUUAUCGGCUGCAGGAUUAUCUCUCUGUGUCUCAGGAGAACCUUUAUUUAUUUAGCGUAGGAGAAAGAACUUCACAGUUUACACCUCGUCAAUCGAUCCUCAACAAGAGACGACGACGACUUCACCUGACCUCAAAAUGACCCAGGAUGGAUUUCUUUUUUUAUGUUAUUUAUCCAAAUCUUUAUUUUCUGGUCUGCUCAGUUUCAUCUUCUUCAACAGAGAGCUAUGUGCCAUAUGUUGUGUUCCUAAAUGAUGUCUCCAUAAGCUUUGGAUAUUUCUGUUAAAAAUAAAAUGAACGUUGUUGGAGAACUCUUAAGUGACCA
This is a messenger RNA of Labrus mixtus (cuckoo wrasse), 1394 nucleotides long. Its product is annotated as myelin-oligodendrocyte glycoprotein-like. The coding region runs from base 110 to 883 and encodes 257 amino acids. The record is from RefSeq and is a predicted model, not a curated record. The transcript is spliced from 6 exons. Lineage: Eukaryota; Metazoa; Chordata; Actinopteri; Labriformes; Labridae.